Messenger RNA from Parascedosporium putredinis, 1404 nucleotides. NCBI's taxonomy places the organism in Eukaryota, Fungi, Ascomycota, Sordariomycetes, Microascales, Microascaceae. The record is from the annotation of a GenBank genome assembly.
AUGGAGUCGGCCGCGCCUAGGCCCCGCGACGACGGGGUUGAUGCCCUUUCCACGAGUGCUGUGAGACGUCUCUACGUCUCGCAUUUCCUCUCGGCCUGGAACUCUCGAUUCUUCGAGUUUGGCUCUACCCUUUUCCUUGCCUCCAUUUACCCGCACACCCUCGUUCCGACGUCCGUGUACGCGUUGGCCAGGGCCGGGUUUGCCAUGGUCUUUGCCCCCGCCGUCGGGCGAUGGAUAGACAAAUCCGACCGGCUGUUCGUUGUUCAAGCAUCCAUCAUUGGCCAACGCGUAUCUGUGGCGAUAUCCUGUUUGAUAUUGUAUCUUCUGGCGCGCUGGCGGGACUGGGGCGCUCAUUCCACCCGCGGCCUGUUUGCCAUCAUUGUGUUAUUGGCAGGCGUCGAAAAGCUUUGCUCGGUCAUGAACUCGGUCUCUGUGACCAAAGAUUGGAUCGUUGUAAUGACUGAGGAAAAUGAGCAUGUGAGGAAAAUUCUCAAUGCCCGCAUUCGACGCAUAGAUCUCGUCUGCAAGCUCCUGGGGCCUUUUGUAGUUGCCUCUAUUGAUGAUUAUUCGACAAUUGUGGCGAUAUGGACAACCAUGAUCUUGACGCUGCUUUCAGUCGGCCCCGAAUACAAAUUUAUAGCACAGACUUACUACUCUGUGCCAGGUUUGGCGAAACCUCGAGGCCGCCAAGCACAGGCCGCCUCUCGCUCGACGGGGUCAGGUGAAAGCGAUGAAGAAGAGCCUCUAAUCGGAGAUCGGACACCGGGAGCGAACCCAACAGCCCCAAGGCGUCAAUCUCUCCUCACCACCAUCUUCCCCCUCGCCUCCCUCAAAUUCUAUGCGCACCACCGCGCCUUCUUGCCUUCUCUGGCCUACGUAUUCCUCCACCUCACCGUACUUUCCUUCUCCGGCCGCAUGAUCGUCUUUUUGCUCAGCAUCGGCUACAGCUCCCUCACAGUCGGCAUCGCCCGCACGGUGUGCACCAUCGUUGAGCUGAGCGCCACCUGGACGACCCCGAAGCUCAUCGGGAGGUUUGGAAACGUCAUGACCGGCUUUUACAGCAUCACCUGGCAGGUACUGACCCUUUCGCUGGGUGCAGCCUGCUUCGUGAUCGACUGGGACGCGGUGUUGCGGACCACCGAUAUCGGGGCGCUCAUCGGUGCCGGUGGGCUCGUGAUCAUCGUGCAGGACGAGGUGGAAGAGGAGAGCCGAGGCGCCUUUUCGACGGCGGAGGCGUCCAGCCAGAAUCUAUUCGAAAUGCUUUCGUAUGUUUCGACAAUCGUCUACUACAAGCCCGAAGAGUUUCAGUGGCCCAUGUUCAUCACGCUCGCAUCGAUGUAUGCGGGAUGGGCGACGUAUGCGAUCUAUGUUUACCGUGGUAAGCGACAAAGCGAGGUAUACUAG